AUGGCAGCUUCAAUGGUUAAAGUUUUCAGUUGCUGUUUCCUUGGCCUGCUAGUUCGUCUUUUCUUCUUGGGCGGUGAUUCGUUGUUAAGGGGAGCAGCCGGAGGGCCCAACUGCAGUUUAACGCUAGACGGUACAACGGUUGUAGACGUAGGCGUUCCCGGAGACAAAGAAGAUGUUUCGGUUGGUGAAUUUUGCAAAAGAAGGCCUACCAAUAACGGGCUACUACUCACGCUAACAGCGGUAGUGUUCAGCGGUAGGGAGAACGUGCCACUUUUGGACGAAUUCUGA
Molecule: messenger RNA, 288 nt
Organism: Soboliphyme baturini
Lineage: Eukaryota; Metazoa; Nematoda; Enoplea; Dioctophymatida; Soboliphymatidae
Source: the annotation of a GenBank genome assembly